GCCCGGUACGCAGCAAAUCAGCCGCUGUCCUCAUGGGGCACACUAACCUAUCUCGAUAGUAAAUUUAAUAUAUAAAUACUAAUAUUUUAAUGUGUUCAAACCAGUGAUUGGGACCAAGUGAUAAGUGAUACGAACUGACGGCAACGUAAAAAUUCCACCAUGGAGGACGCUCACACGAAAUCCGUGGAAGAAGUCUUAGGAUACUUCGGCACAGACCCAGAUAAAGGUCUUACUCCAGAUCAAGUCAAAAGAAAUCAAGACAAAUAUGGGCCAAAUGAACUGCCUGUGGAAGAAGGCAAAAGUAUAUGGCAGUUAGUUCUGGAACAAUUCGAUGACCUCUUAGUGAAGAUCUUGUUGUUAGCCGCUAUUAUUUCCUUUGUUUUAGCUUUAUUUGAAGAACACGAAGACGCUUUCUCAGCCUUCGUAGAACCAUUCGUUAUUUUAUUAAUUCUUAUUGCCAACGCUGUUGUAGGAGUAUGGCAGGAAAGGAACGCAGAAUCUGCCAUCGAAGCUUUAAAAGAAUACGAACCAGAAAUGGGUAAAGUUGUUAGGGGGGAUAAAGCCGGCGUACAGAAAAUCCGAGCUAAGGAAAUCGUGCCCGGUGACAUCGUUGAAGUAUCCGUCGGUGACAAGAUCCCCGCCGAUAUCCGCCUCAUUAAAAUCUAUUCCACCACAAUCCGUAUUGAUCAGUCCAUCUUGACUGGUGAAUCAGUAUCCGUUAUCAAACAUACGGACGCUAUUCCCGACCCCCGCGCUGUCAAUCAGGACAAAAAGAACAUUCUUUUCUCUGGUACUAAUGUUGCUGCCGGAAAAGCCCGAGGUAUCGUCAUCGGCACUGGUCUCAACACUGCCAUUGGUAAAAUUCGUACAGAAAUGUCGGAGACUGAGGAGAUCAAGACACCGCUGCAACAAAAACUCGAUGAAUUCGGUGAGCAGUUGUCUAAGGUCAUCUCCGUCAUUUGCGUUGCCGUCUGGGCCAUUAACAUCGGACACUUCAAUGACCCCGCCCAUGGUGGAAGCUGGAUUAAGGGUGCCGUAUACUACUUCAAAAUCGCCGUUGCUUUAGCUGUCGCCGCCAUCCCUGAAGGUCUACCCGCUGUCAUUACCACGUGUCUUGCUUUGGGUACAAGGAGAAUGGCUAAGAAGAACGCUAUCGUUAGGUCGUUGCCUUCCGUAGAAACUCUUGGUUGCACAUCCGUUAUCUGCUCUGACAAAACUGGUACUUUAACUACCAACCAAAUGUCCGUUUCCCGUAUGUUCAUCUUCGAGAAAAUCGAGGGCGGUGACAGCAGCUUCUUAGAGUUUGAGAUCACUGGCUCGACUUACGAGCCCAUUGGCGACGUUUACCUGAAAGGACAAAAAGUCAAAGCUUCCGAGUUCGAUGCCCUUCACGAAUUAGCUACUAUUUGUGUCAUGUGCAAUGACUCAGCAAUCGAUUUUAACGAAUUCAAGCAAGCUUUCGAGAAAGUUGGUGAGGCCACCGAAACCGCUCUUAUCGUACUCGCAGAAAAAAUGAACCCAUUCAACGUACCCAAGACUGGACUCGACCGCCGUUCUGCUGCUAUUGUCGUCCGCCAGGAAAUUGAAACCAAAUGGAAGAAAGAGUUUACCCUUGAGUUCUCUCGUGAUAGGAAGUCCAUGUCGACCUACUGCACACCUCUCAAACCCUCCCGUCUUGGCAAUGGACCGAAACUGUUCGUUAAGGGUGCGCCCGAGGGCGUAUUGGACCGUUGUUCUCAUGCUCGUGUCGGAACUAACAAGGUGGCUUUGAACUCCACUCUGAAGAACCGAAUUUUGGAACUUACCCGCCAAUACGGUACUGGUCGCGAUACCCUCCGUUGCCUGGCUCUCGCUACUGCUGACAACCCCCUGAAGCCUGAUGACAUGGACCUCGGCGACUCCACCAAAUUCCACACCUAUGAAGUUAACCUCACCUUCGUUGGAGUCGUGGGUAUGUUGGACCCCCCUCGCAAAGAAGUUUUCGACUCCAUCGUUCGUUGCCGCGCUGCUGGUAUCCGUGUUAUUGUCAUCACUGGUGACAACAAGUCUACCGCUGAGGCUAUCUGCAGACGUAUCGGUGUGUUCACCGAAGAUGAGGACACGACUGGCAAAUCUUACUCUGGUCGCGAGUUCGAUGACUUGUCCGUGGCGGAACAACGUAACGCUUGUGCUAAAGCCCGUCUGUUCUCCCGCGUGGAGCCCGCCCACAAGUCCAAGAUCGUUGAAUACUUGCAAAGCAUGAACGAGAUCUCAGCUAUGACCGGUGACGGUGUAAAUGACGCCCCUGCUCUUAAGAAGGCCGAAAUUGGUAUUGCGAUGGGAUCCGGUACCGCUGUCGCCAAGUCCGCCGCUGAGAUGGUUCUUGCUGACGAUAACUUCUCAUCCAUCGUCGCUGCUGUUGAAGAAGGUCGUGCUAUCUACAACAACAUGAAGCAGUUCAUCCGUUACCUGAUCUCCUCAAACAUUGGUGAAGUAGUGUCCAUCUUCCUUACUGCCGCCUUGGGUCUCCCUGAAGCCUUAAUCCCUGUGCAACUUCUUUGGGUCAACCUGGUCACUGAUGGUCUCCCCGCCACUGCUUUGGGUUUCAAUCCUCCCGAUCUUGACAUCAUGAGCAAACCCCCACGUAAAGCUGACGAAGGUCUCAUCUCUGGAUGGCUGUUCUUCAGUUGGUGCUGCUUCAUGGUGGUUCAUGUACUCCCCAUACGGACCCCAGAUGACCUACUGGCAGCUCACCCACCACUUGCAAUGCCUCGGUGGAGGUGAUGAUUUCAAGGGCAUCGACUGCAAGAUCUUCACUGACCCUCACCCCAUGACUAUGGCGUUAUCAGUACUUGUAACCAUUGAGAUGUUGAACGCCAUGAACAGCUUGUCUGAGAACCAGUCGCUCGUGACCAUGCCUCCAUGGUCCAACAUGUGGCUUGUUGGCUCAAUGGCGCUUUCAUUCACACUCCACUUCGUCAUUCUAUAUGUUGAGGUCCUUUCGGCCGUGUUCCAAGUCACUCCACUGUCAGUAGACGAAUGGAUGACGGUGAUGAAGUUCUCCAUCCCAGUCGUCCUCCUCGACGAGGUGCUCAAAUUCAUCGCGCGCAAGAUCUCCGAUGCCCAGCCGACGUGGAAGCUGUAAGCGCCGGGAGUCUCCGCACCACCGCACGCAUAUAUUCCAUGAACACUCAUUGUUUGUUGUGAUCCCGCAGUGAAAAAACUACACAUAGUAAAUUACUACGACACAGUUGUGAUAUCUGCACAGAGCCAGUAAGUUCGCACGGCGGCGCUCGACUCGCGAACACCACACUAACGCUAACGUUGUUUUACAGUUGAGGUGGUCGUUGACAAGUGGUAAGCGCCACCGAUACAUAGUUCCUCACACGCUUCUCUCUGCUACUUCGACCGCUCCCAUCUCCCAGAACGUUAUCAUUGGCUUUUAAUUGUUUCCGAGCGAAUGUUUCGCGACGUUACGUUGAGGCCGCGCCACACUGGGAGACCCGCCGCUGCGCUCGAUCACCGGAGAGGAUAUGUUCAUAACGUGUAUAUAUUUUACUAUACAGUAUGCUUAGGAGGUUUAAUUGAUUUGUUUAAUUACGUUGUUUUUUCAAAGACUACAUGGUGCCCGUCGACAGAAGCAGUGCGAUAAACUAUUGUGUACUUAAGUUGACAGCAUGCUAUUAAUUUAUUAUUAUUAUAUUUUUAUCUUAUUUAUAGUUUGCUUAUCUAGAGUCGAAUCUAUAUUUCUAUUAGUGCUGACGCCUCGACGAGCAAUAUGGUGUCUGUAAGGGAAGGAUAUACUUAUUAUCCAGUGUUUGGGACCUAAGAGAGUCCAAAAAAUAAACAUACCUGUACAUUUUAACGUAUGAUUGUUUUGUACAAUAAAUCGUUAU
Messenger RNA from Parnassius mnemosyne (clouded apollo), 3875 nucleotides. The record is from the annotation of a GenBank genome assembly. Lineage: Eukaryota; Metazoa; Arthropoda; Insecta; Lepidoptera; Papilionidae.